Bactrocera neohumeralis is the source of this 1857-nucleotide messenger RNA. RefSeq names its product tektin-1. Gene Ontology annotation, cellular component: microtubule cytoskeleton; nucleus. The record is from RefSeq and is a predicted model, not a curated record. The coding region runs from base 423 to 1688 and encodes 421 amino acids. The transcript has 3 exons. NCBI's taxonomy places the organism in Eukaryota, Metazoa, Arthropoda, Insecta, Diptera, Tephritidae. Gene Ontology annotation, biological process: cilium movement involved in cell motility; cilium assembly.
UUUGAAAGCUCUUCUACCGGAUUAUAUUUUUAUGAUUGAGAAAAUCUUUUCAUUUUGCAAAACUACUCUACUGGGUAAGUACUAGAUUAAUGAAGGCCCAUAUUGUCAACUUUUUCAGAGCAAAAAAAAAAAAUAAUAAUAAAUAUUAUAAUAAUCCUCUAGGCAACCACGCACGAACUCCCGUAUAAUCGAUAUUAUUUUAUGUGCUCGUAUAAAUUUCUCCACAUCAUGUCUGUUCCAGUUGAUUCGUUGUGUAUUGAGCUGUUGACUUUAAAUAAAUUUGUUGUUCAUAUUGAAGUUUAUAAUUUAUUAAAUAAAAUAAUAUUAGAUUUUUUUACUUAAAUACAUACAUACAAAUAUUUGCAAAUAUUUUUUAUAGAUCUUUAAUCGAUUAAGAACAACAAUAACGUGAAAUCACAAAAAUGCUGCCGAAUAUGCGUACACGACGAAUCGCUGGUCUGCAUUUGACUGGCAAGGGAUAUGGUCCUCAAGCGAAAAUACCACCGAAGUAUACGGAGGAAGACUGGGACUUCAAUAAUCAGGUGAAAUUUCGCAUCACCUGCGAUCAGGAACGUUUAGCGGAGCGUAUUGUAGAAGAAUCACAACGGAUUGUGGACGAAACCAAAGACACUACUAAAAGUUGGCAGCGUGAAGUGGAGCAUCAUAUGCGCGAGCGCACUAGCGAAAUUCGCUUUUUAUUAGAUGAAUUGAAUAGGCAAAAGAAAACGGCCAUGCUGGAGGAUGAGGCGCUGAAUACAUAUCGUAAUCGUGUACUCAACGCUAUCGAUUUUCUGAAGGAGAAAUCGUUGGCCAUAAAUCAGCGUUGUCAGAUACUGCGAGAAGGUCGUAUUGGAGUGGACCUGUGCGAUGACGAGGUGGAUCGUUGUUUGCGUCGCGAGUUGAAGGUUAUUAAAGGCUGUCAGUGUUUAAUGGAUCGUUCACUGAAAGAGGCAAACGAACAGAUACGUAGUCUACGCGCCACAAUGUAUUUGUUAGAUAAGGAUCUGGCACAGAAGGAUAAAUCUCUCUUGAUUGAUGAAAAUAAUUUAACACUGCGAGAGACACAGCGCAAUUUAGGUCACGGAAAAGAUCUAUCGAAUCUUGAAUGUCGUUACUCAUUGGGCGAGUGGCAACAUACAACAUAUAAAAACAUUGAAGACAACGCCAAAGAGUUGAAUUCAGCCUCACAAUUGCGUGCUUAUAUUGAUUUGUUGUUGAAACAGGUGUGCGAGGACAUGCAAAAUCAAACGGAUCGCACCAAUGAGGCUUUCGAACGGCGCAUCGCCGAAAUGAAGCACAUUAAGAAAUGUUUAGAGGAUAAGCACAACGAUUGCAUGACUCAUAUACACGAGCUGCAACGCAACAUUCAGCAGUUGGAGAAGGAGUUGGCCGAUAAGCAACGCUCAUUGACUCUCUGUCAGACGCGUUUGAGUAAUCGUGCACGUCGCCCGGGCCUUGAGCUAACCUGUGAUAGUGUGCAGGAUGCACUCUAUCAUGAAAUGGAGGCCUUGCAAGCAUCAAUAUGUAAACUGAAUCAGAAGAUCAAUGAAAAUAAAGCUUCGUUACGCUAUUUGCUACACGUACAAAUAAUGCAGGAGGAAGAGAUCAAUAUUAAAGCUAACAGCAUCAAAAUUGACGAAGUUGACUGCAUGACCAUUAGGCAAGCCCUGAAAUAUCAAUCGUUCUAAAUUCUAAAGCAAUCGAGUGCAAUCAAAACUAUAUAUUUAUUGAUAUAAUUGUAAUUCCAUGUUAACAUGUGACACAUUCAUAUGUAUAAAGACAUAUGUACAUAUGGUAUAUAAAAUCACUGCCAUUUAUUAUGCGUUCUACUACAAAUAAAAUUAGCCGCUUUCUCUA